AUGUCGAUGUCUUUAAGUCAGGUUCCAGGUGUCAAUGGGAAACUUCUUCGAAGAAUUCAUCGAGCCUGUAAGCCUACGCUGGAUGAACCCAAUCUUGCCUUGAAUCUAGAGAUUUGCGAUCUGAUCAACGAAAAACAGGGUUCGUUGCCUAGGCAGGCAGCCAUUGCCGUGGUCAAACUCGUAAACUCGAGAGACCCGCAAGUCAGUGAGCUCUCAUUGUCUUUGUUGGAUAACUUAGUCAAGAAUUGUGGUUAUCCUUUUCAUUUACAAAUUUCUCGUAAAGAGUUCCUCAAUGAGUUAGUUAAGAAGUUCCCUGAUAGGCCCCCUCCAAGGUACACUAGGACCCAACGUUUGAUCCUGGGGGCCAUUGAAGAAUGGACCGAAACGAUUUGCAAGACCUCUAGAUAUAAGGAGGAUUUCGGCUUCAUUAGAGACAUGCAUAGAUUGUUGGGUUUCAAAGGGUAUAUAUUUCCCGAGAUCAAGAAGGAAGACGCCGCUGUUUUGAAUCGUUCCGACCAUCUGAAAUCCAUUGAAGAGUUGCAGAAAGAAGAGAGACUUGCGCAGUCGGCCAAGUUGCAGGAGCUUAUUAGACGCGGUAGACCUCAAGAUUUGAAGGAGGCUAACAAGCUUAUGAAGGUAAUGUCUGGAUUCCAAGAAGACAAAUCAUUUGAAGUCAGUAAACAGGAGGUUGCCGAGAAUAUCGAGAAGUUAAAGAGAAAAGCAGAUAUUUUUGGUGACAUGUUGAACAAUGCUACGAAUGUCGGUAAGAUUGAUCCAACCGAUGAAACAAUUUCUGAAUUGUAUGGAACCCUCAAGUCAUCUCAAUCUACGAUCCAAAAGUUAGCACAAGAAGAAAGUGAUGAUCCAGAGGCAGUCAACACAUUGUUGUCCCUGAACGACCAAGUCUACUCCCUCCUGGAAAAAUACAACUUCCUAAAAGAGGGCGAUAUAUCUAAUGCCUCUAAGGUUAAGUCUGGUGGUGGAAUCAACUUAAUUGAUUUUGAUGAUGAUGAUACUGGGUCAGUUUCUCCAGUUAAUGCCAAUACAAACGAGUCAGAUGCUGUGGCAGAUCUUUUGAGUGAUUUAACUUUCAACGAGAGGCAGGCAUCUACUUCUGUGAACAACUCUAAUUCUAUCAACGAUUUAUUGAACCUUGGAAGUGGAACCAUUCAUUUGGGUUCUCCAGGCCCUCAAUCUCAAAUUCAAGAAGCACAGUCACCAUCACUCCCUCAACAACAGUCGAACUCUGCACUUGAUGACCUGCUUAAUUUUGGGUCUGCCGCUAAAUCCACUGGAACUACCACUGCCCCAGCCGCUUUAGACCCAUUCGGUAUGGAUUUCCCAUCUACUACCAACUCAGUUGUAUCUCAAAAGAGGUUUUUGUUGCACGAGUCCCACCAUAUCAAGAUUGAAUACGAAGUGCAGUCUGUCAACCCAUUUCACUUCCGCUUCUUUUACUCUAAUGUGGCUGUGCAGCCAGUCACAUCAUUCCAAUUCCUGGUGGCCGUUCCUAAGCUUUGGGACUUACAACUGAAGCCUCAAUCUUCCAACUUCUUGGCUUCUAACACUAAGGAUGCCAUUUGGCAGGAUGUUACCAUUACUUCCAAAUCCGGCGAUUCUUCCGCUAAGGAUGUCAAGAUAAAAUGGAAAAUUGAUUAUGCUGUCAGUGCAGUAACUGCCGUUGAAGAUGGUGUAGCCGUCAUUCCACAAUCGCAGUAA
Molecule: messenger RNA, 1719 nt
Organism: Komagataella phaffii GS115
Lineage: Eukaryota; Fungi; Ascomycota; Pichiomycetes; Pichiales; Pichiaceae
Product: Golgi-localized protein with homology to gamma-adaptin
Exons: 1
Coding region: 1-1719 (572 amino acids)
Biological process (GO): Golgi to endosome transport; protein transport to vacuole involved in ubiquitin-dependent protein catabolic process via the multivesicular body sorting pathway; Golgi to vacuole transport
Cellular component (GO): trans-Golgi network
Molecular function (GO): ubiquitin binding; phosphatidylinositol binding
Source: RefSeq, a predicted model, not a curated record